Molecule: messenger RNA, 1449 nt
Organism: Numida meleagris (helmeted guineafowl)
Lineage: Eukaryota; Metazoa; Chordata; Aves; Galliformes; Numididae
Product: guanylyl cyclase-activating protein 1-like
Exons: 4
Coding region: 785-1351 (188 amino acids)
Molecular function (GO): calcium sensitive guanylate cyclase activator activity; calcium ion binding
Source: RefSeq, a predicted model, not a curated record
AGCAGUGACCCACAGCCAGGUGCUCUGCUGACCAGUCCCACUGGGUCCAGGAGAUGGGUGUCACCUCUCCUAUGGCAGCCCCAGGAGAAGCUGGGGCAGGGGAUGAUUUUCUCUCACGAAUAGGGUUCCCUGGCGUGGCUGCUUUGCGCUCCCCCCUCUUUUUGCAGAUGGGUUCUGCAGGAGUUGGCUGCCCCUCUGUAGGGUUUCUGGGGCUGGCAGGGUCACAGCAGGGCUUGGUUCCUCAUCUGCUCUUCUGUGCAGUGUGUAGAGAUGGGGCUUUUCCCACAGGGAACUGAUGCUGAUGAUGGGUCAUCCUUGGUCCUAUACACCAAAUUACCCACCACCUCCAAGUCUAUAAAUCCAGAUCACCCAAACCCAGGCAGAACUUCACCCCACACCAAACCCCGCAUCUUGCAGUGUUUUCAUCUCAUCUUUGUGUCUAAUUAUACCGAGGUUAAAAAUAGGGCAGUGUCCAAAAGCAGCGCAGCUCUGAGGCAUCUGCUUAACCUCCUGACCCCAGUGCAGCUCCCGGAAUAGCAGAGCUUUGCUGGAUUAUCUCACAACUUCUUUCCAUUCUAAGCAGAAUGUUUGUAUCAUUGAAACUUUGGGGUCUGUAAAUCAGCUUCUGAUUAACAUUAAUCAGAUUAAUGUUCCUAAUGGGCUUGGGGAAGGUCAGAGGUUUUUCCUUUGGGACUAACGUUGAACGUGGACAGGAGCAAAGGGGCACUGCUGUGAGAGCAGCGGGACGGGGAGGACUGUUCCUGCAGGGUUCCUCCUUCCGACCAUGGGGAACAACAACAGCUCCACGGUGGACGACCUGCAGGCGGUGGAGAUCCACCACUGGUACAAGAAGUUCAUGACGGAGUGUCCCUCUGGGCAACUGACGGAGCACGAGUUCAAGCAGUUCUUCGGGCUGCGUGGGCUGGACCCCCAGGCCAAUGAGUACAUCGAGCAGAUGUUCCGUACCUUCGACAUGAAUAAGGAUGGGUACAUCGACUUCAUGGAGUACGUGGCGGCCCUCAGCCUGGUGCUGCGUGGGAAGAUGGAGCAGAAGCUGCGCUGGUACUUCAAGCUGUACGACGUGGACGGGAACGGCUGCAUCGACCGCCACGAGCUGCUCAACAUCAUUAAGGCCAUUCGUGCCAUCAAUGGCGGUGACCACGAGACGAGCGCAGAGGAGUUCACCAACCGCGUCUUCAACAAAAUCGAUGUGAAUGGAGAUGGGGAACUUUCCCUAGAUGAAUUUGUGGAGGGAGCGAGGAAGGACGACGAGUUCAUGGAGGUGAUGAUGAAGAGUUUGGACCUGUCGCACAUUGUGGCCAUGAUCAACAACCGCCGGCACAGCGUGUAAACGGGGCUGGGAGAGAGCCAGCCGGGAAGGACAGCGGUGCUGAAAGAAACAAACACCAUUCCAUGCACCUAAGAAUGGAAAUGAGAACAGAAAGGAAC